GUCGGAUCCAAGGCGGCGGCGACCCAGAUCAGGGUUUCCUCGCCACAAGCAGACAACCAGCGUGAAUGCAUCGUGGUGGACGAAACUGAGAAUGAAGAUCUCCAGGAUUCGAUGCGCACCAUCAUGGAGAUGCAGUUGAGGAGGCCAGGCACGAACGCGACAUGAUCAUGCAGCUCCUCACCAACAUGCAGGAGGAGCAUAGGAGGAUGGCGGCUGCGUUGGCGCUCGACGAUGGCGACCGUGGCGGGGUGGUGAUGACCAAGGUGGACCAGGCGGCGGUAGCCGGCCAUCGCGCGGCCACGGGAGGUGGGGACCCGACGGCUGUCUCGGCGGCUAGCGAGGCCAUGGCGGGGGCCGGAGGGGAGGCGACGGUGGCCACCCUAGGGCAGGCGGCGGCUAAACAGGUGGGCCUAGAUGCUUGUGGGCCUCAUGGCGGGCUCGGGCUGCUACCGACCCUGACGGAAGAGGAGAACGCGGCCAUACGUGGCAAGGCAAAGAUGCCGGGCUACGACAACGUGGUCCAGAACCCAUGUUUCAGACCGUUGGUCCCAAGCCCGAUAGAGGACGAGAUGGGUCGAGUGCAAUGGGUCAGGGCAGGCCUGAGCGGGGCUGCGGGACGAAUGGGCUCGAUCGAACCAGCGGGUGGAUCGGGCUUUGGUGAUCCGACCGGUCCGGAAUGGUCAAACCGGAGCUGGGUGGCCCAAAAGUGGCCGAACCGGAGCUGGGUGGGCCAAAGUCGGUCGAACCGGAGCAGGGUGGACUGAAGAGGGUCAAACCGGAGCUGGGUGGACCAACAGCGGCCGAACCGAGGCUGGGUGGACCAAUAAUGGUCGAACUGGGGU
Linum trigynum is the source of this 842-nucleotide messenger RNA. NCBI's taxonomy places the organism in Eukaryota, Viridiplantae, Streptophyta, Magnoliopsida, Malpighiales, Linaceae. The record is from the annotation of a GenBank genome assembly.